CGGCCGCGGGAGCGCGCGCGGUGGAGGAGGGCGCCGGAGGCCGUGGAGCCGCGAUCGCCGCCAUAUUAAGGAUCGCGGAGCCCGGAAUCCCGUCAGCGGCGGCCGGGGCCGGACCCGGCGGGGCUGCGGGAAGCAGAGGCCGCGUAGUGCAGCGCCGGAAGAGGCGGGGCCGGCGGAACCAGCGGGUGACGGGAGCGAGCCAGGCUGACCUUGGCUGGCUGACCUUGGCCGGCAGGCCGUGCCUGCCCUGUGUCACCAUGGACCAGGACUACGAGCGGCGCCUCCUCCGGCAGAUUGUCAUCCAAAAUGAGAACACGAUGCCAUGUGUCACAGAGAUGCGGCGGACCCUGACACCUGCCAACUCCCCCGUGUCCUCCCCCAGCAAGCAUGGGGACCGCUUCAUCCCCUCAAGAGCCGGUGCCAACUGGAGCGUGAAUUUCCACAGGAUCAAUGAAAAUGAGAAGUCUCCCAGCCAGAACCGGAAAGCCAAGGAUGCCACCUCGGACAAUGGCAAAGAUGGCCUGGCCUACUCGGCCCUGCUGAAGAACGAGCUGCUGGGAGCUGGCAUCGAGAAGGUACAGGACCCGCAGACGGAGGACCGCAGGCUGCAGCCGUCCACACCCGAGAAGAAGGGCCUCUUCACGUAUUCCCUCAGCACCAAGCGCUCGAGCCCUGACGAUGGCAACGACGUGUCUCCCUAUUCCUUAUCCCCCGUCAGCAACAAAAGUCAGAAGUUACUGCGAUCGCCACGGAAACCCACCCGCAAGAUCUCCAAGAUCCCCUUCAAGGUCCUGGAUGCUCCCGAGCUGCAGGACGACUUCUACCUGAAUCUGGUGGAUUGGUCCUCUCUCAACGUGCUCAGCGUCGGGCUGGGCACCUGUGUGUACCUGUGGAGUGCCUGCACCAGCCAGGUGACCCGACUCUGCGACCUCUCAGUGGAAGGGGACUCGGUGACCUCCGUGGGCUGGUCUGAGCGGGGGAACCUGGUGGCCGUGGGCACGCACAAAGGCUUCGUGCAGAUCUGGGACGCAGCCGCAGGGAAGAAGCUGUCCAUGCUAGAAGGGCACACGGCACGUGUCGGGGCGCUGGCCUGGAACGCCGACCAGCUCUCGUCUGGGAGCCGGGACCGCAUGAUCCUACAGAGGGACAUCCGCACCCCACCUCUGCAGUCGGAGCGGCGGCUGCAGGGCCACCGGCAGGAGGUGUGUGGGCUCAAGUGGUCCACGGACCACCAGCUCCUCGCCUCGGGGGGCAACGACAACAAGCUGCUGGUCUGGAACCACUCGAGCCUGAGCCCCGUGCAGCAGUACACAGAGCACUUGGCGGCCGUGAAGGCCAUCGCCUGGUCCCCGCACCAGCACGGGCUGCUGGCGUCCGGCGGUGGCACAGCUGACCGCUGCAUCCGCUUCUGGAACACACUCACGGGGCAGCCACUGCAGUGCAUCGACACGGGCUCCCAGGUGUGCAACCUGGCCUGGUCCAAGCACGCCAACGAGCUGGUGAGCACGCAUGGCUACUCGCAGAACCAGAUCCUGGUCUGGAAGUACCCGUCCCUGACCCAGGUGGCCAAGCUGACCGGACACUCCUACCGGGUCCUGUACCUGGCCAUGUCCCCUGAUGGAGAGGCCAUCGUUACUGGUGCUGGAGAUGAAACCCUGAGGUUCUGGAAUGUCUUUAGCAAAACCCGUUCAACAAAGGUAAAGUGGGAGUCCGUGUCUGUCCUCAACCUCUUCACCAGGAUCCGGUAAACCUCAGGCAACGCCAUCCAGGGCCGAGGAGCGCCGCCUGUCAUCAUGUGCAUGGACCUGCCUUCCCCGCUCGUCCCCAGAAGCAGCAGCCGGGUGGGCGGGGAGCCGGGCCUGGAGAGACCCUGAAGAUUCUCAUUAAAGCCUGAUUGCCAACCCUGUCGGCGAUGUUUGGGGCGGGGACGUGGUCGGGCAGCCGCUGGCACGGGCUCCAGCUCCCUCCACACUGUGGCCCCGUGGCCCCAGCUCCAACUGUCUGCACUCUGAGCGGGAUGGACGCCUCCCUGGACCCCCGCCUGCUUCCCUUGUGUUCGUCUGCCUCACUGGGCUGCAUGCUCUUCCCAGAAGCACGUGCUCGCCGUUGUCACCGCCCGCGCCUAUGACCGGGCACAGCUGGACACCAGGCCGCCCAGCCAGGAUAGGUCCCAACAGGAGGAUGGUUCAGGUCAGCCCAUGGAUGGAAGGGACACUCCUGCCUGACAGGUCCCUUUUCGGCCAUCUCUGCUGUCCCUGUGCCGGCAGCCAUCCUGGGGACUUUUCCAGGGGCCAGGCAUUGGGAGCUGGCCCCAGGCGGUCUGUGCACCGGAGGAGGUCAUCUCGAGCUGGACUUGUGUAAGGAAAACUGAACUUGGGUCCACUCGCUGUCAGAUGCUUGCCCUGACCCUGCAUUGUCCUUGUCAUGGACGGUGUCACAGCCAAGCUCUGUCCCCAGGCGGGACUCUGGUUCUUGGGGCUUUUCUGGGCCUAUAGGUCCAGGUAACCUGAGAGUGGUGCCUCACCCUCCUCUCCAGCCCCUUCCCCCCAGGCCACCCGUGUCCUGUCCAUCUGCACCUAUGGCCAUGGGGAAGCCAGGGAGGAGAGCGCGUGGAGGGGCGCCCCUUGAUCCCCCCAGUGGCUUCCUGAGUGUCCCCUGACCCUGGCCCUGAGCUGCAUUUGGAUACCACCCUCUCUGGCCUCAUGUCAGUCAAGACCUGGAGAAGUCAGAGAGAGGGAGGUGGGCCCAGGUGUGGCCAGGGGCCCAAGCAGCCCUCAGCCUCUUCCCCCUCUGAACAGAGGUCAAUGACAGGAAGUCGCCUGGGCCGAGCAGGCCUCCGUGGGAUGGAGGGUCACCCAGCUCCUCCAGCGUCCCCACCACGGUCAGCCCCAUGUAUGCACGUGUAUAUAUGUAUUUGUGACUUGGAGUUUGUUUUGUGUUUUUGUAGAUGGGUCCCAGAAAUGUUUGAGGCUAGCUGGGGAGACGGGGUCAUAGCUUUUAAUGCCUGCCUUUGAGAGGGCUGAUGAGCUGAACGUGCUUGGACUUGGGGAGGGUGGGGCCCUACCUCCCCAGCCCCAUCUCGGCAUCUGCCUGCCACAGGGACAGGCAAGGACAGUGUACAUAGACGGAUGUAUUUUGAUUGGUCAAGAACUUAUUUUUGUUUGUUUGAGUUUUUAAUAAGAAAACGAUCCAUUUCUACUGCACCCUCACCCUGUGCGGCUGCCAAAGACCCUAGGAGCUGGCUCUGGGCGUGUGGGACCCAAGCCAGGGAGUGUGACAACAGAGGAGGUGCAAAAUGUGUGCUCCUUGCCGGCGAGUCUGGUGGGCUGGGUGCGGGAGGGUGCCCGGCGCAGAGCCAGCCUGUUUCUCAUGUAACAAAUGUCAUUGUCAUUAAACCAGCUGUGGGUUCAUGCA
This is a messenger RNA of Rhinolophus ferrumequinum (greater horseshoe bat), 3414 nucleotides long. It is a transcript of the gene FZR1, whose product is annotated as fizzy and cell division cycle 20 related 1. Lineage: Eukaryota; Metazoa; Chordata; Mammalia; Chiroptera; Rhinolophidae. Gene Ontology annotation, molecular function: protein binding; ubiquitin ligase activator activity; anaphase-promoting complex binding. Gene Ontology annotation, biological process: positive regulation of anaphase-promoting complex-dependent catabolic process; positive regulation of ubiquitin protein ligase activity; anaphase-promoting complex-dependent catabolic process. Gene Ontology annotation, cellular component: anaphase-promoting complex. The record is from RefSeq and is a predicted model, not a curated record. The transcript is spliced from 14 exons. The coding region runs from base 258 to 1748 and encodes 496 amino acids.